CCGCCCCCUCCCGGCCGGCCUCCCGCGGUGGCAGCUGCGCACACGAGUUCGGCCUAGCGGUCCUGAAGCUGGCACGCAGGAAAACUGGUGCGUCACGAUGUCAGUGACUGUGCCCCUGAUAGGUUCCCUAAAGCUAGAGAGACUAUGGUUGAAAAUUCACCAUCACCAUUGCCAGAAAGAGCGAUUUAUGGCUUCGUUCUUUUCUUAAGUUCUCAGUGUGGGUUCAUACUCUAUCUUGUGUGGGCAUUUAUUCCUGAGACUUGGUUAAACUCCAUAGGACUAACAUAUUGGCCUCAAAAGUAUUGGGCAGUUGCUUUGCCAGUCUACCUCCUUAUUACUUUAGUAAUUACUUACAUAUUAUUAUUUGGAAUUAAUAUGGUGAAUACUUCUCCACUGGAUUCUAUUCAUACAGUCACAGAUAAUUAUACCAAAAAUCAGUCACAGAAGAAAUCUCAAGAAAAAGCUGUUCCAGCCUUAAAAGACAUACCUAUUAGUGAAGUAAAUCAAAUGUUCUUUAUUGCUGCGAGAGGACUUUACACUAAAAGCUGAAUUAUACAAAGAACAUCUCAAUCCCAAAUAUUCAUUUAAGAACUUUUUGAAUAGGACGAUUUUGACUACUGACUUUGUUUCCCUCAAACAUCUUAUAUUAAUUGAGAAGGAAAAAAGAUCCAAGUUGAAUGAAAAGAAAACUGACCUUGGAGCUGGGAAAACCUUGUCUCAGAUCUCACUUCUGAGACAAUAGUUGAAUGACCCUGGGCAAAUCACCUCUCAUUGCUCAAUGUAACUCUCUAAAACUUCACAGAAAAGAAGCAGAGUUCCCUCUUCUGGGGAUUUCUUAUAUCAGUUUCAUAAUGGGUGAAGUCCCUCUCCCAAUCAGAUUUUUCUGGAAUGAGAUUCCAAAUAUUAGUUGAUGAAUGGAAGAAAUAAAAUGCUACAUAUCAUAUUUACUAGAAAAGUUCUAAUUAAACAUUUAAAUUAUAGUUAACGAAUAAGAAUUAACCUUUUCCUUACUUGGCUUUUAAUGGGUUAAGUAUUCAAACUACUUGCCACAGAAAAGAUUGCAUCUGAUUCAGUUCAACAAAAAAAUUACUAAGUAUCUAAUAUGUGCAAGACUGCUAAGUUCUGGAGAUAUGAGGACAAAUACAAAAACUGUCUUCAAGGAUCUUACUUUUUUUUGAGGACAUAUGACAUAUAUACAUAUAAAUAUAAUUAAUAUCUGAAAAGGAAGAGGGUGCUAACCAAAAGGGGGAGGGAGAUUAGAAAUAUUUCUCAGAGGAGAUGACCUACCUAGAAUACAGUAGGAAGGUAAGAAUUUCAAGAUAAAGUAAUAUAUCCUUAGCAUGGAGACAACUUUUACAAAGGCAUGGAUUCUGAGUAUGGCAAACAAGUGUUAAGACUGACUGAAUCAAAACAAAAAAACAAACAAUAUGAAAUCAGUAUGAAAAGUAGAGGGCUUUGAAUGGCUGGCUAAGGUUUGUAUUAUUAUUCUAGCAGUCAUAGGAAGUCACUGAAGGUCUCUGAGCAAGAAAGUAAGACUUGUGCCUUCGGAAAAUAAAUGUGGCAUGUUGGUGAAGGGUAUAUUGGAGGAGAAAGAGACUGGAAGCAAAGUACAUUUAGGAAGCUGUUAAAUUGGUAUAAGUGAGAGAUGAUGAAGGCCUGAAUGAAAUUGGUGGUGAGUUGAGGGAAAGAGAAAGAUGCAAGAGAUAUAGGGAAUUUAAGAUGAUACCGAAAUUGAGAAUUUAGGAAAGUGAACUAUUCAUAUCUCUCUCCAUCUCUGACAUACACACACAACAAAAUGGGAAAUAAGUAGAAAGGUGGGAUUAGGGACAAAAAAUAAUCCAUUUGUUAUUUGCCCUUGUUCUCAACUUUAUUCAUUAAACUAUUCUCUCCAAAUAA
This is a messenger RNA of Sarcophilus harrisii (Tasmanian devil), 1896 nucleotides long. It is a transcript of the gene PIGP, whose product is annotated as phosphatidylinositol glycan anchor biosynthesis class P. Lineage: Eukaryota; Metazoa; Chordata; Mammalia; Dasyuromorphia; Dasyuridae. The transcript has 5 exons. Gene Ontology annotation, biological process: GPI anchor biosynthetic process. Gene Ontology annotation, molecular function: phosphatidylinositol N-acetylglucosaminyltransferase activity. The record is from RefSeq and is a predicted model, not a curated record. The coding region runs from base 145 to 549 and encodes 134 amino acids.